This is a messenger RNA of Pocillopora meandrina, 4983 nucleotides long. The record is from the annotation of a GenBank genome assembly. Lineage: Eukaryota; Metazoa; Cnidaria; Anthozoa; Scleractinia; Pocilloporidae.
GGUUACACAGGUGAAGAUUGCACAGAAGGUGAGGCAGAUAUACGUGUUCAAUAUCCAAGUAUUAGCAGUCACUUAACGAUUAGGAAAGUCAGUGACCGUUGUUUUACAUAAAUUCUUUAGUACUCUCCUCAUGCACUUUUUUAAUUUUUUCAUUGAGGAUGAAGAAAGAGCAGCGGUGAACUAUGAGAGAAAACUAGGGAAGGAAACAUUGGGGGAAGUAGGAGGGGAGGGGGGGGUAGGUAACGAUAGGUCGAAAGGCGUUUAUCCGGAGGAGGAAAUCCUCAUUGCCGCUUCUAGCAAUGGAGAACGCGAUGAACCCUCUCUGCAAUGCAACCCUGCCGGUAGCUCGAUGCGUUUUACCGUUCCUGACGGUGCGACUUCUUUCGUUAAGUUCAAAAUAAAAAGUUGCUUAAAGGACGUUAAAGUCGGUGAUUUCUAGGCCUUUCCCGAUGAUUAUUCUAUUAAAACUGGCAUUUGCUCCUAGAAAUUAGGCUUUACGCCAAAAUAAAUGCUCAAAUUAUGCUCGAUUCUCAAAAUAACACUACUUUGGUUUCAGAAAAUGCUUUGUUUAAUUUCAAGCAAAACUUAGAAACUCGAAGUCCUUAGCGCUUGUUGUACUGCGACAUGACGCUGUCUUGGAGGUAGUCAACAAGAGCACAAUUCUGUAGCUCGUUGAAGGACGCUUUCAGUAUUGAAUAUACUCUUUCUGCCGUAGCAGACGAUGGUUGGAUAAGGAGAGCUUGCUUCACUGCGGAAGAUCAACGAGGAAGUUGCUCCUCGUGCCCACACCACCAUUCGACUUUCUUCUCUUCAGUCGGGAUAACAACAUCUUUAGCGGCAGCCAAAUAGGCAGGAAGCUCGGCUUUGAGACUGUCGAUGGUAGUAUCACUAUCCAGGAAAGGAAAUGCUCUUAGAGAAUCUACUAAUGCAUUUGUGGGCUUAAGCCACUGGAUCCUAACGGGGCAGAAUAGUCUGGCAGCCUUGAAUGUUACCACUACGUCAUAAAAAUCGACAUUGAAUUUUCUCAGAAACCACGUAAUUGCCGGCCUAACACAAGCAUUCGCUCUCCGUUCAAGUGCUGUUACGUUCUGACAUGGGUCUUCCUCCGCAAUUGCAAUUGCAAUUGCACGGACUUUUAGGGAAACGGCGCUUAGUUUCUCAUAACAAGCAAAAACCAAAGGACCAUCCCCUUCCAAAAAAUACGUGGCUUUCACAAAAUUUUCGCCAACAUCGAUAGUGGCGGCAAGCUCAAGCUUCAAGUUCAUUAGUCGCUGUGGAUCAGAAAGUGCUUGAGGUUGUGGCAGUAGCUUUGGGCAAACUUUUGUGUCCUUUGCCUCUUCUACUAACCUUUCGACAUCUCCAAACUGCACCAUCAACUGAUGAUACACCUCACAUUCGGACCACCUUCUAGUCUCGCUGUACGACCUUGCUGUUUGACCUGUUAGAUCCUUCCAUAACAGCUUGGCUUUACAACUAUGGUGAAACACUCUAAUCCAAAGGCUUCCGAACUCUACCAGUGUUGGGAUCACUAAAUGGUUUUCCACGUUAUCAAGUGUAUGAGAGAAGCACACGACAUUCAGCAUCUUAAGGAAUCUAAAUGCUAUUCUGUCCAGUGCUGCUUGGUUCACGCUCGCACCGUCUCUCAAGGCUGCGAGCAAGGAAUUUGCUCUGACCCCAUAAUCAACAGACAGGCACUGAUUAAGAACUUGUGCCAGUUCGUUGGCAUUAACUGACUUAGAGUGAACAUCAAUUCUCACAAGCCGUUGGAUAAUGUUCCAGCCAUUGUCCACUAUUAUAGCAAUUGCUUCCCCUUGUCUGGUGCUGCCGUCAAAAAUGACUGAAAGGUCCCUUCUCAUGCCAACUUGACCAGACAUUUCCAAUUCUUGUUUAAUCCGUUCAAUUUCCUGUUUCAAAGUCAUGGAAACAUACUGUCCUAGUUUAGAACUUCCAGUGAGUCGAUAGCUGUACUUCUCCAACAGAGACCGUAGCAUGUCUAUUUUACCGAGCGGGAUACCCGCCUUCAAAAACUCACUGAAAACUUCGAGUCUGUAGGCACAUUCUUCCACGCGCAACGUGCUAUCUUUUGAACUUCCUUCUCUUCUGAAUGCCUCGAUUAUGGUCUGUCUUUCAAUUUCGAUUUUUUCAACUUCUCUUUACCGUUUUGAUGCUUCUUGGACGAAAUAUGGAUUUUCAGAACACUUUUCUUGGAGGAAAUAAUUUCUCUACAUCUACUACGAAACAAGUUUCCUUCUCUGACAAUCAAAUUCUCGCCUGGAAACUGCUUGACUCGCUCGUAUAACGGGACUUUCGUUGUAUCGUUGUUUCCUCUCCGUUUGUAAUUUCCCCUAGUUGAUUCUAAAGAUCGAUCUUGAGCUAUUGUUGAAGGUAUUGGUCUAUGUUCUCCUUCAGAAUUUCCUUCUAUGAGCUGCAAGUAUCGAGAAGAUGGCGUGGCACUGGCCGACGCCAUCUUGUUUGUACAUGCGCGUGAACGGCCUCUGAAAGUUAACCGCUGACCAGCAGCACUCAGUUCACACAGUUACAGAAAUCCUUCUCUAAAACACAAAAGCAAAUCAUCGCAAUGCUUUUGAAUUCUAAAAUUUAGCAUUUAAACUCUUUUUAGUGCUGAAAUCUAGAUCAAAGUUAUGCAAAAUGCUAAAUAAUGCUAGCGAUUCUUUUUACAGAAAAAGUGUGAAAAAAAUGCUUUUUUAAUCACAUAAUGCCAAAAAAAAAGCUAGCAUAAUCGGGAAGGGCCCUAGUGAUUUCACGAUUUUGUUCUGUAUGAGGUGGCUAAGAAAGGUACAAAUUUUAUAAUGCACUUGCUGCACAGUUAUUUUGCUCAUUAGAUCUUUUGUUUCUCUACGUUUACUUUACAGUCGUCGUCAAGGUUUUCUUAAAGUCCCUAAUAAAUAAGAGAUAUACAGACCCUAACUCAGAUUUAGAAGUCUGUGGUCUCGAAAUCUCUGUAAUUGAAUUUAUUCAUGAUUCUUUCUUCAAGACGUUGAUGAGUGUGAUCUGGGAGAACACAAAUGUGAUUCAAAUGCUGAAUGUAUAAAUACCCGUGGAUCCUACGACUGCAAAUGUAAAGAAGGAUUUACAAGAGAUGGCCUGACGUGCACAGGUAAGUGUUGACUGAUAAUUACCAAAUAGGAAGUACAUUAUCCAUCAGCCACUCUACAAGCAAGCCGCACCGCAUUCCUGCCGUAACACAAGAAGGUCUAAAUAUGGUUUAAAUAACUGUUAGAACUAAGGGAAAAAUGUUUAAAAGCUCGUGUAAUCUUCUGUUGUCACCCAUUCCCCCAGACCUCUUAAAAAUGUCUUUGUGUUACUUUCAGAUUUUGACGAGUGUAAAUUGGUUGAUAAUUAUUGCACCAAGGGUGGCGCCAAUUGUACAAACACUGUAGGGUCAUUCAACUGCACCUGCCAGACUCGAUAUUUCUGGACUGGCAUGAAAUGCGAAGGUUUGUUUACUCUAGUAUUGUUUAGGCUUAUGUGAACAUCGUUCCAAGGAGUCUUUCUUAUUAUUUUUCUGUCUGUUUCUCCCUCUCUAUCUCUUUCUCUUAAUUCGAUGCUCUCUCUCUGUCACAAUCCUUAUCAAUCCCUAUCUAGAUUGUCUGUGUGUCUCUCUUUUUGUGGUUGGACGAAACACCAAAAUAAUUAACACUUAACUACUAUUGAAAUCCUUCGGAACUCGAGCGCCAAGAACGCUCUGCCUCUGAAUUAUGUAUCACUUAACAAUAACUACUGAUUGCGGACGAAGAUAUUUCGGCAAAGAAUGUCACUAAGUCACAUACGUUACGCGACAACAACAAGAGUUAUUACGUAACUUUCUUUAUUCGUUGUUUUUCACAAGUGCUUGAACACCUUCCGCACAGUCCUUUUUUGUAAUCAAAGUCAGUCUUUUCAACAUUUUGUCUGUCUGUCGGAUUAUCUUAAUGUCGUUUGUUAGUUUGUUUAUUUUUCCGUCUGCCUGUAAUUCUUUAUUAACAUUAGAAAGUGGAAUGGGAUUUCAGUUUCAUUUUCCCUUUGUGAUAAAAACAGUAACGAAAAUAACUGACGAGGGCAUGCUUUCCGAAAAAAAAGAUUAUUAUUUUUUUAAUAUAAACCUUGAUUUGGUCGGCGAUAUUUGUUAAUCCUGAGCUACUUCUAGCACCAGUACCAGCAAAAACUACCAAAAUUGAGAGGCACAAUUUGCAUGAUUUGCCAUUGAAAGGUUACCUCAUGUUAGCUUAUUUUAAGGUUUUUUGAGUUGAACCCUUGGUUGUGAAGUCAAGUUAGUAGUCCCUUUAAACAUCCCUUUUUUAGUUUGAAACUGUCAUCGCCGAUAUAAAAAGACAAUUAUUAUACUUGUGCACCAUUUGGAAAGAGAAGGGAAAAUUAUAGCAUAAGAAAUUUGCAGGUAAUGGCAGUUGCCGAACGGCGUUCUUUCCCUUCUUGGUAAGGAAAUGUAAUGGAAAAGUUGAUGGAAAUUUACCUGCUGUUUUUUAAAAGGUGCAUUUUAUACCUGUAAAUCAUUAAGAAGUUUGAACUGCAAUUAAUUCUUGAAAGUUCUAACCUUGAUAAAUACUAUUAUCAUUUCCUCUUUGAUUAUAUGUGAUUCUCUAGCCGAUGGUUGUUACAACUACACAAAUCUGACAAAUGCUAACAGAAACAGAAAUUACGAUACACCCUUACAUGGUCCUUCUCUGUGUGACGAUAAGCUCAUUGAGGGAUGGCAUCGAUUUGUGGGAGAUGCUGGAACAAAAAUGCCAACAACGAGUGUGCUAGCAUUUAAAUGUGGUACAGACCGGCCAGGUUGGUUGAAUGGUGCUCAUCCUACAGUGGAAGAUGGUAAAGUCAAAAGAAAGGUCUGCUUUAGUGAUCUUUCUAUGGAUUGCAGAAGCGAUAUAAAUAUUGUUGUAAAAAACUGUGGAUCCUUCUAUAUCUACUAUCUCCAUGAAACACCAAACUGUAGUUGGCGCUACUGUGGAACUAAUUGAUGAGGGG